AUGGAUCUGUCUAGUCUCAUCUCUGGCUUAGUGGCUGAUCGUGAGGAUCUGAGGGCUUUUGGCUUGAACUCAAACAAAGAUGGGAAUGCAGACCUGUUGGAAAAUUGCAACCCUGAUAUUACAAGUCAAUAUCUAAUUGAUGACUUGAAUAGAUCACUCAGGGUCUUACGUGCAAAUGUAUGGCACAGUAAGCUUUUUAAAGCUUACCAAACAGCAAAUAUUACCCCUAGGGGAUUAAGGAUUAGGAUUGCUCCGCAUGUGGGUGAUGCAGAUGAUGAACUAACCACAAAAUGGACAAAAAUUCAACAUGAAGCCACAAUGUCUUUUGUAGUUGAACUUUAUAAAUUUCAUAAUAGAGCUAUAGAUAAGGGGCUGUCUGAAAUCAUGAUUUUGGCAGAUAAGUUAAAAAAUUUUGAACAAGAGCCUUCUUUUGAAGGAAAAUUGAAUAGAGUGGCUCAGGAUCUGAAAAAUAUGAUGCGGAAUUACAGUGCGCAAGAUGAAAAAUUUAAUAGAGAUCAAGAGGACUAUUCUCGGGAAUCCAUUUUCUUUUCAAUCCAAACAUAUUCUGGUGUCAAUUGUGAAAAGGACAAAUUUACUUAUCAUGCAUCCAAUUUCUCACCACCCAUGAAUGCUGUGGUUCACCAAUUUCAAAAUAGUGUCCUUAAGGAUGUUCAUUUUCAUAGUUCAAGUUUGGCAUGGAAAUAUAAUAAUAUAACUUUUAGUGAAAAAGAAGCCCUACUGGAACUUCAGAAUAACAAACAAAUUGUGAUCACUUCAGCAGACAAGGGUGGGGCAGUUGUAAUACAGAAUUGGGAUGAUUACAAUAGGGAGGCCCUGAGACAAUUAUCAGACACAAGAUAUUAUAACCAUAUGUUACAUGACCCUAUACAUAGAUUUAGUAAGUGUAUUGGAUUGUUCCUCAAAAAUGCCUUGGAUAGGGGUAUAAUUUCUAAAGAUACUGCAUAUCAACUGACAAUGAAGGAUUGCAAUUCCCAAUAUAUUUACUUUCUUCCAAAAGUGCAUAAGAAUUUUACACAUCCACCGGGGAGACCCAUAGUGUCGGGAAGAAGAUAUCUAACCGAACCCCUGUCUUUAUUUUUGACUAAAUAUCUUAAACCUUUGUUGGGUUGUCUUCGGUCAAGACUAAAUGACACCACGAGUUUUUUACAAAUCAUAUCUGAUGCUCAGUUGGAAGAAGAUUGGUAUUUAUGUACACUAGACGUAUGUGCCCUAUAUACCAACAUCCCACAUCAAGCUGGCCGGGCCUUGGCAUAUUGGUUGGAAUAUUCUGGUUUAUAUGAUGCUUCAUUUAACGAAUUCUUGGUUGACAUGGCCAGAUAUGUCCUUACUUGCAAUGUUUUUUAUUAUAAAGACAAUUGUUAUUGGCAAAUUAAGAACGGCUAUGGGGCUUCUUUUGCCCCCAUAUACGCUGAUCUUUUCAUGGCGUAUGUGGAAACCAAGUUGAUUUAUGAUUCUACCAGAAAUAUUUUCCUUCCUGAAUUGGACAUUUGGAGACGUUACCUUGAUGACAUCUGGCUGGUGUGGAGGGGUACUGAGUCUAGUUUGCUGGCUUUUGUGGAAUAUUUGAAUAACAAUGAAUGGGGUCUAGGCUUUACGGAACAACAUGAUGCCCAUAAGAUGAUUUUUUUGGAUGUGGUUAUAUGUAAACUCCCUGAUGGUACACUUGAGAGUGAGACAUAUAGGAAGUUCCCCCAGUACAAUUCAUUGUUACAUGCUACAAGUUUUCAUGCUCCCCAUAUAGCCAACAACAUUCCAAAAUCCCAAUUUAUUAGAGCCAAACGGAUAUGUUCUCAACAUUCCACAUAUCGCAAAAACUCGGAGGAUCUUAUACACAGGUUUAAACAAAGAGGUUACAAGACAGGGGUUGUAAUUAAUGCCAUGAGUCAGGUACAAGGUAUGGAGCGGAAUAACUUGCUUCAAUAUAAGGAUAGAGGGAAGGCCAAUACAACACCUGAACCACUCAGAUUUACAACUACUUAUGGGAGAAACACUAUGGGUCUUGUUAACAUUAUACGGCGUCAUUGGAACAUUUUACAGAGUGAUUCAGAAGUUGCCAGGAUUAUCCCUGAUAAAUGUAUGUUUUCAUACAGAAAUGAACUGAACCCAGAACUGAAUAUAUGUGGCAGUGAAAAUAGUGUAAAUAGUAAUGCAAGUCUUCCUAGUGUACAGAGUUGCAGAAGGCAUGGUGAACGAAGGAUUGCAAGCUGGGCAGUGUCUUUUGAACGACUCCUACAAGAUCCACUUGGUAUCCAAUACUUUUCUGAAUUUCUCAAAAAGGAAUUCAGUGAAGAAAAUAUAUUGUUCUGGCAGGCCUGUGAACUUUUCAGCCAUGUAUCUGAACAUGACAAAAAACAGCUUUCUCAAAUGGCUAAAGAGAUAUAUAGCAAUUUUUUAUCCAGCAAAGCUAUCACGCCUGUUAAUAUUGACAGCCAGGCACAGUUGGCUGAUGAUGUCCUUAAUGCACCUCAUCCAGAUAUGUUUAAAGCACAGCAGCUUCAGAUUUUUAACCUGAUGAAGUUUGACAGCUAUACACGUUUUCUGAAGUCCCGUUUGUAUCAGGAAUGUAUGCUGGCAGAAGUGGAGGGUCGUCCAUUACCUGACCCACUACAAAUUCCAAGUAGCCCUGCAUCAAAGCACAGUGUCAGUUCAGAUCGCUCUAAUAUCUCAACACCCAAAAAGUUCAAUACGACUUCUAAAUCUGGAAAAUCCCUGAGUGAAGAUUCUGGUGAGGAUGAUAGUGAAAGAAAAAAGAGAGGAACAUUUUUUUCAUGGUCAAGAAACAAAAGUGUGAGGCGUUCUCUAAGGAAGAAGGAAAGUGGAGAAUCCCUCAGUGAUGUUUCUCACAACAAUGGAAUAUCCCGACGUGAAUCACAAGGCUCCAUGUCCUCAGGCACCAGCUCAGAAGUUGUACUACCUAAUCCUGUUGGAAACCAAACUGAGUGUGAAAACGUCAAAGUGCAUACAUCUGCAGUGGAAAAAGACAAAUGUACAAAGCAGUGUCAAGUUUACGUUCCUGAUGGAGCCUCCUAUACUUUGCCAGUCCAAGCUGGAACCUCAGUUAGGGAGAUGUUAUUUGGUCUGUGUUGCAAACUCGGCAUAAACAUUGCUGCAGUGGAUCUCUUCUUGGCUGGUGGAGACAAGCCUCUUGUUCUAGACCAGGACUCUAUCACAUUAAGUUCAAGGGACCUUCGUUUAGAAAAACGGACCCUAUUCCGGCUGGAUCUUGUUCCUAUUAAUCGGUCAGUGGGCCUAAAAGCCAAGCCUACCAAACCAGUGACGGAGGUUCUACGGCCUGUAGUAGCAAAAUAUGGCUUAAAUCUCAAUCAGCUAGUUGUAAGAGUAAGUGGAGAAAUAGAACCUCUUGAUCUUGGCAUUCCCAUCUCAAACCUAGAUGGACUUCGAAUUGUCCUAGAUAUGAAAGACUGCCCUAAAGGAAAAGGCAAACAAAAGGGUUUACCAGUAAGGCAAACGUCUGUUGAAGUCCCAUGUGCCAGGACCAAUCAAGCAGCGGAAACAAAGAUUAGUGAAAACUCUUCUUCUAUUAAAAGAAGAGAUGAUACAAAAGUUGCCAAAGAUGGAAGGAUAUUAAAGAAAGACCUACCUGUUGAUAAGCGAGAGAGAAAAAAGUCAUACAAAACGGAUAAGGAUGAAGCAGAUGUAUCUUUUGAUAAAACAGGGAGAAAAAAAUCAAUCAAAAUUGAUUUGGAUGAAGCAGAAGAAUUUUUUGAAAUGUUGUCUAAAGCUCAGAGUAAUAGAGCAGAGGAUCAGCGUGGAUUGCUAAGAAAAGAAGACCUUGUUUUACCUGAUUUCCUUUGCUUAAAGCCUGACACCUCUACACCAUCAUCUUCUACUCCAGCAGGAUCUAAAUGUGACAAGAAAACAGACUUAGCAAAUGACGGGAAAAAUAGCACAAACCAUAAUUCCUUGAAUUCUAAACAACAGACUGCAACAUCUGACACCAUUGCCAAUUCCAAGAAUAUGAAAUCAAGGUCAUUGGGGAGACAGGAAAAUACAGAUCAGGCUGUUGUAAAAUCUUCUAAUAACCAAAAAUACAUAGUGAAAGAAGGUCAUGUUGUUCCAUUCAAUGCACCACUGUCUCCAAUCCCACACAUUCAAGACACUGACAGAUCAACAGUGCGAAAGCAGUCAGAUGACUGGCAUAAUCAGGCUGUACAGACCAUAGAUGAUGAUGAAUAUGUAGCAGAUCUGACUUUAGUCGCUGAAGGAGACAUUACCAGUCCCAAUAGUACAUUGCUUCCUCCCCCUCCAUCACUUACAUGUGGCAGCAAGUUAACAGAAGCAAAUUUUUCUUCGUCAAAUCUACUGACAAGCAGUCAAGAACAUUCUGCUUUCUACAAAUCCACCUCAGGCAUUUGGCUAUGAAAACCAUCAGCUUUAAUUGUGGAAAAUUAAACCAUCAUCACACAUUUUAUAUGGAAGUGUAAACUAUUAUUUUUAAUGAAUUUGCCAAACUACAAAACAUCUGAACUUUAAUCAUGCUUAGGACUUUACAUAAAAAAUAUAUGCCAGCUAAUAUGUGAAAUCUGCAUGGAGCAACUACAUAGAAUGGUGCAAAUACAUUUGCAGAACUUCCAUUAUUGUUACUGUUAUUAUUAUUUCUAUUGUACGAUUACUGAGCACUGGACUCAAGAGAAACCAAUAAUUCUAUAGAUAGAUGUGUUUUUACUUUUCUUAUUUUCUAGAGUGUAUGUAGUAUAAAUUCCCUGUAUGAUACAACAUUUUAAUAAGUACAUCGAUAUUUGCAAUAAAAUGCAUUUGCUGAUAGAUUUGUUUUUAAUGCUGUCAGUAGAUAAUGUAGGUGCUGCACUCCUGAGUGUAUCAUCCUUCAGAUGAGAUGUUAAAUUGAUACUCCAUCUGCUUGAGUGGGUGGUAGCUCAGAUGGAUGUAAAAGAUUCCACAGUAUAUAUUGAAAAGAGUAAGGGAGGUUCCCUGAUGCCCUAGACAAAAU
Molecule: messenger RNA, 4990 nt
Organism: Protopterus annectens (West African lungfish)
Lineage: Eukaryota; Metazoa; Chordata; Ceratodontiformes; Protopteridae
Exons: 16
Coding region: 1-4404 (1467 amino acids)
Biological process (GO): signal transduction
Molecular function (GO): GTPase activator activity
Source: RefSeq, a predicted model, not a curated record